AUGGCUUUCUCCUUUACGCAACCGCAGAAUCAAACUUCUUCGAUUUUCCAAACUCCGCUGCAGCAACCGCAAUCGAACCUGUUUUCGUUCAACCAAAAUACCCAGCCGCAAACGCAGAGUUCUCCAUUUCAAUGGCAAUCGCAAGCUCAGCAGCCGCAGCAGCAGCCGCAGCAGCAGCAGCAACAACUUGGGUUUCCUCAGGCUCAGCCUCAAGCUCAACAGCAGAAUCAGCAGCAGCAGCUGUUGCUAUUGACGAACGAUAAGGUGCCGGUGUCUUAUGGUACUAAAUGGGCUGACCUACACCCAGAUUCUCAGAAGUUUCUCCUGCAAAUUGAGGAGAGAGUAUUGGAGUAUAGAGACGAAAGCCAGCGACUUGAUCAAUGUAGCCGCCUCUAUGAUUCGUCGGUCUUGAAUGGUGGAUUUGAGCUUGAUGCUAGUCGAGUUUUCCAGGAACUUGGUGGAAUUAGUUCAACGAUGGAUCGACAUAAGGCUAUUUGUCAAGAACUAAUGGCUGUAGCAAAAGAUAUGUUGCGCAACACGGAGGUUGCUGUCCGUUCUUUUAUGAUGUUACGGCCAAGGUUUCUUCACUCAAGUGUGGAUAAUGAAACCAUUGCUAAUGCAUCAACCCCAGGUUCAGGAGUCCUGGUUGCUCAAACAUCAACUAAUCAGCCUGCUGCUACCUCAAUAGUGCCAGUUUUUGAUUUCUACAGUGGUAUACCAAAGAAACCAUCACCUUUUCUUCAGCAGACUGUUAUAAGAUUUGAGAAGCAAAUUUCCGAGUGUCGCCAGUGGAUUGAAGAGUUAGAACAGUUGAUUCUUUUAGAUGCUGACCGGGAUUCCUUAAACUCUACUUCAUCUUUAUUGCAAUCUCUUCCGAAAGUCAUGGCAAAUGUUCAUGAAUUUUUUGUACAUGUGGCUGCAAAGGUGGAGAGCAUUCACCAGUAUAUUGAAUCCAUGAAGACUGCAUAUCUAGCUGACCAACGCCGGCGAGGAGAUGGCAAUGAUCCAUUUCUCGAGGCUGAUCGGCGUGAAACAGCAAAACAAGAAGCUGCUGCUCGAAGAGUUCAUCCAACCCUGCAUUUGCCUGCUCCUCCACAAUCAUCCACUCAAGUUGCUGGGUCAUCGUCAAGUUCAGUGGGGGUUGGGGCAUUAGCAACUCAACCUACAACCACAGCCUUUACAUCAGCUUCCCUCUUAAGUACUCCUUCCAGUGUUGCCUUUUCUUCUUCCAUGUUCUCUACUCCAGCAACAUCAGCUUCACAGUCCGUGUUUGGACAAUCUGCCAUUUCUCCACAGCCAUCACUUUUUGGAACCCUUUCGUCUUCCACUCCUGCUUUUGGGGCGUCAACAUUUUCAACACCGCCUGCUACAGGUCCUGCAACAGGAUUAGGGAGUAGCUUUACCUCAAGUGUAAGUUCUUCUCUCCUAUAUAGAAAACUUUGUAUGUAGUGGGUACCAUAUAUGUUUUGGCAAUCUAUUCCUUACUGGCCAAUUUGUUUGUUAUAAUAAUCAAUCCUCAUGGUAAAAAUCUGUCUACACUGUCAUCGUUACUCUGUUGAAGCUAUGAAUUUCUGACCGUUAUUUGUGGCCACAUGCUGUCGGUUGCUUGUUGAUCCUUUGCAAACUUGAGCUUUAGAUGAAAAUACAUCGGAUAUGAGCAUGAGCCUCGUCCGCUUCGAAUAAACCAACUAACCUAUUUCAGUUGUGCUGAGUGACUGGUCUUUCGGAUGGUUCGGGGGCGGUUUGCAGGAAUUUAACUUUUUGAUGUUGACAUGAGUUAACUAAAUGAUGUGGUCGUCAUUGGAGGUUGUAAUAUUUUUGGAGACUCAUGGAUGCACAUAUAUAUGAAUAGUUAAAGAUCUUCUCUGCCUCAGUGGGUAUAGCACAUGAAGAUCUGAUUGUGCUGCCAGAGAUUUAUUACUUAGAUAUAUUGGGCAUUGAUAUGCAAAUAAUGGAUGUUUCCUUUUUUUUUUUUCCAAUUAAGUCAUGUGGAUUCCUUUUUUUUGAUCCCUUCUUUCAAAGUCUUCUUCCUUUCCAUCUGCAUCUUUUGCAUGGCAAACCACUUUUGGUUUGAUAGGUAUUGAGGGAUAGCUGUUGAAUUCACAUUGUGCUGGCAAUUCAAUAUGCUAGUCCAACUUCUUUAAUUGGAAUGGGAAAUGCAACGCAGAAGAAACUAUCCACGAAAUCGGCGCUGUUGUAGUAAUUGUUGUGAUAGAAAGAAGGAAUUGCUCUUAAAACAGCAGUUGUAAUUUGUGCUUUUUCAAGACCACAGAACUGUAAAUGACACCUUCUGGAGACAAAAACUUGUCUUGUGUUUGAGUGAUCCUUGCUUAUAUGUGUAAUUGCAGCUUCUGUAACUUACCUUGUAUUUCCUGCUUCUUGCAGAGGCCGAAGCCAAGAACAGCUUCUAGACGACGUUAAUCAACUUUAGCAGCAGCUAUAUGAAC
Oldenlandia corymbosa var. corymbosa is the source of this 2447-nucleotide messenger RNA. The record is from the annotation of a GenBank genome assembly. NCBI's taxonomy places the organism in Eukaryota, Viridiplantae, Streptophyta, Magnoliopsida, Gentianales, Rubiaceae.